Messenger RNA from Mugil cephalus (flathead mullet), 3014 nucleotides. RefSeq names its product calcium channel flower domain containing 1 (gene cacfd1). The record is from RefSeq and is a predicted model, not a curated record. Gene Ontology annotation, cellular component: membrane. The coding region runs from base 496 to 990 and encodes 164 amino acids. Gene Ontology annotation, biological process: vesicle-mediated transport. The transcript is spliced from 5 exons. NCBI's taxonomy places the organism in Eukaryota, Metazoa, Chordata, Actinopteri, Mugiliformes, Mugilidae.
UCCCUCCCACAAUGCACCGCUUGCGUCGUCUGAGCAACCACGGACGGGAAUAGCUGUUAUGCUAAUUUAAACCGAGCCAAACCGAGUAGAUUCAUUUUAAAUUAGUGAAAAAGCUAACAGGGAUUCGUCCUUGUUCACUUUUGUAAGGCUAGUAGAAAGUUGGGGACGUAUGCAGCGGUGAUUCCUGCUCCUAGCGGCUGGUGUUGGCGGUGCUCUUUAGCAUGAGGCUAACCGCUUAGCUGGUAACAUCAGCUGGUUGGCUGGUAACAUCAGGCAGGCUGGCCGGACGGACAAAGGGAAGAAACGACUUGGAAAGUUUAAAUUACACACGCUAAUUCUGAAAGUGACUGCGGCCUCGUAGUAGUUAAGUUAGCGGAUUUUUUUCUUUUUUUUUAAAAAAAAAAACUUAAUUUAGAUAUUGUCGAGCGGUUCCGGGCUGACGUUUGUUAAAUAUCGGCUUUCGGUAGCUUCAGCGAACGUAGCUAGAAAAACACAAUGAGCACCGAAGAGACCGCAGCGCCUACUAAAACCGCCCCGGAGGAUGAUGGCAUGACGUGGUGGUACAGAUGGCUCUGCAAAAUAGCUGGGGUCCUGGGAGGAAUAUCCUGUGCCAUCUUGGGAGUGUGGAACUGUGUCACUGUGAAUCCUUUAAACAUUGCCGCAGGAGUAUGGAUGGUGUUGAACGCCUGCGUGCUGUUCCUCUGUGAAGUCCCAUUCUGUUGCCAGUUCAUAGAGUUUGCUAAUGCAGUCGCAGCCCGUGCAGAUAAACUCAAACCCUGGCAGAAAGCCUUCUUCUAUUGUGGGAUGGCUCUGUUUCCCGUGUUCUUGAGUUUCUCCAUUACAACCUUGUUCGGAAACGCCAUUGCCUUUGCCACGGGAGUUCUGUACGGCCUGGCGUCUUUAGGCAAAAAGGGAGACGCGGUGACUUACGCCAGACUGCAGCAUCAGAAACAGGGGGAUGAAGAGAAGAUGACCGGAACCACAGAGUGAGGCACCUGCCUAUCGACCUUACUCCUCUUCUUCUCAUUUUUUUCCGGUCGUUACACUUGAAUCGAUCUCCCUGUUCUCCAGCCUUCCUACCUCUCCCUCCCUCCACGCUCCUUUCAUCGUCUCUGUCACCACAUAACAUUGGUCCUGAGUUUAUUUGUUUACCUUAACUUCUACUGUUUUCUUGAUUUAAUAGCAUCCAAACAAAGUGAUUAUUACCGAGCCUGUGAUUUGGUACCUGGAUUGUAAUGGGAGUUUUCAUUGUGCCGUGACACCUUAAACUGAAUGUUUGUUUUAUGGGUUGUGUUAGUUUCUUCCUCCCUGCUGCUCCAAAUCAAUUUUUUUUUGUGGAAACCUUUCGACUUAAAUCUAUUAAGCCCAAAAGCCUUUCAGGAAAAUUAAAGUGAUUGUAAAAUGUACAUAAUUGACUUCAGUCUGACUCCGAGGCUGUGAUUCAGAGUUGUGUUACAGAGGGAGUGCAAAUGACACUUGGACCUUUGUGUGCGUUGGCUUCAUAUCAAACUGAAAAAGCCACGCAGCAAGAGGGGCUGGAAGUACAAAGUAUGAUGCAAAUACUUCACUCUCAGAUCAUUUACUCUAGAAUAGGUCUGGGUUUUAUUUUUAAUUAAAUGUCAACUAGUGUUGGGACAAAGUUGUGAAAACUAGCAGUAAAGAAGUUAUGUUUUCUCACAUGAUUGGAGUCUUUAAUGUUUUAACUCAUCAGAUUUGAUGAAUUAAAAUUGCCUGUGUCUACUUGUUUUUUUUUUAAACUUGUGUAUUUUAUUUAAAGAAACUUUUUAAAUUGGCCAUGACAGCUACACCAAGUGUUUUCUUAACUUUUGCAGAGCACGAGUAUCAAAGUGUUCUUCUUCGGUGAAUUACUUUGCGUGGAUUUCUGAACACUGCUGGAAGUGUCCAGGAUUUAGGACGGGCGGGGAGGCGAGGGGGGUGGAUUUAACGGUGCAGUGUCAUGCCCACUGUACACACACGACUCUGAACUGCAGCCAGAGCGCAUUUGUAAGCAUAAGGAUAUUUCUAACUCCUGGGAAUGUAUCUGGUAUACCCAAAGAUAAAGACCUUUUUAUCUUAAUUUAUGUUUUAUUCUCUCUUAUUAUACCCUGAGUUGAAGCAUUCCUGCACUGAACCUUGGGUGGCUUUGGUGCACGGUUCAGCUUGUUUACAUACGGUGAAAAAUGAGAGUAGUAGUAAGAGUAGCCAAGAUGUGGCUGACAACUUACAUAAUGAGAACUGGAAUGUGCUCUCAUUUGUAAAACCUUUAUUUUUUUUCUUUCUUUCUUCCUUUUGGAGUAUGUUACUUAAUAUCUGCCUAUUGUUCCAUGUUUAUUAUAACGCUGUACCAAAACCCACAAUUUAAUGAGGGGAAGUGUCUUGAUUCAGGGACUAAUUGGCCGGUACCCCACACAAUCACCAGAGCCAUGGGUUCACCCUUGUCAUUCAAAUGAGGUAUGCAGUGGUCAGUAACGUUUGUGUUGUCAUGCCGUCGGUAAGGAGGACGCUUUUGGAAUAACUUGCUUACCUCUUGCAGCCGUUACUGUGUUACGUCUAUAACUAGCUGCUAAGUGACCGAGUGGAUUAUUCACACCUUACCACCAGCUCUCAGGUACCAUACUUAACCGUGCACAGCAUUACGUGUCAUAGUAGUUCAUGCAUAGAUCAGUGGUAGCUAACACAAGCAUGAAAUUAACAUCUGAGCCAAUGGAAAAGCAUUUAAAAAGUCGCACAACCAGCGUUCACAAGUGUGUCCACAGUUUAACACUACACUCUGCACACUACAGGUUUAACACGCCGCUAUGAUUGUUCACAGCCAUCCAUCCGCUGUCCCCUUUUAACUUUACUACUGCAGUCACGUCCAUUCAAGAGCCAUGAACUGAUUGUUAUUAUAAUUUUUUUUUCCUGCAGGAGUUGAGUGUGUGUUUUUUGCUUUAAGGAAUGUGUGUUUUAAUGUGUGUUGUGAUGUGAAUCCUGAUCCUGAUUCUGAAUUAGUGGAUUAAACAAACUUGCUACUA